AUGGGGAUGGAGAUGGAAACAAUGGAAUCCAAAUUCAAGAGGGUGUGUGUUUUCUGCGGGAGCAGCCCCGGGAAGAAGACCAGCUACAGAGAUGCUGCCAUCGAGCUCGGCCGAGAACUGGUGACGAGGAAUAUUGAUCUGGUGUACGGAGGCGGGAGUAUUGGCCUGAUGGGUCUCAUUUCUCAAGCCGUUUACGAAGGUGGCCGCCAUGUCAUCGGGGUUAUUCCCAAGACAUUAAUGCCUCAAGAGAUAACUGGAGUGACAGUGGGAGAAGUAAAAGCAGUUGCAGACAUGCACCAGAGGAAGGCAGAGAUGGCUCGCCAUUCUGAUGCCUUCAUUGCUUUACCUGGUGGCUACGGGACACUGGAAGAGCUUCUUGAAGUCAUAACUUGGGCCCAGCUAGGGAUCCAUGACAAGCCGGUGGGAUUAUUGAACGUGGAUGGGUAUUACAAUUCACUGUUGUCAUUCAUCGACGAAGCUGUGGAGGAAGGUUUCAUCAGCCCAAAUGCACGCCAUAUAAUUGUAUCUGCACCAAACGCCAAAGAUUUGGUCAAGAAAAUGGAGGAAUACUUGCCAAGGCAUGAGAAAGUUGCAUCGAAGCUAAGCUGGGAGAUUGAGCGAUUGGAGUUGGGUCAUUCUACGAAAUGCGAUAUCUCUCGAUGA
This is a messenger RNA of Linum trigynum, 663 nucleotides long. The record is from the annotation of a GenBank genome assembly. NCBI's taxonomy places the organism in Eukaryota, Viridiplantae, Streptophyta, Magnoliopsida, Malpighiales, Linaceae.